Messenger RNA from Onychomys torridus (southern grasshopper mouse), 4106 nucleotides. It is a transcript of the gene Znf558, whose product is annotated as zinc finger protein 558. The transcript has 9 exons. The record is from RefSeq and is a predicted model, not a curated record. Gene Ontology annotation, biological process: regulation of transcription by RNA polymerase II. Gene Ontology annotation, cellular component: nucleus. Bases 1413 to 2636 code for a protein of 407 amino acids. Lineage: Eukaryota; Metazoa; Chordata; Mammalia; Rodentia; Cricetidae. Gene Ontology annotation, molecular function: DNA-binding transcription activator activity, RNA polymerase II-specific; RNA polymerase II cis-regulatory region sequence-specific DNA binding.
CAUCCAACGGGGCCGGCCAAGCUUAGCUCUCCCCGUGCCCAGGUUGUUCCUCCAACAGUCCCCCGCCGCCGGAACCGCUCCUGGUCUCCUUGGCUGGCCUAUCUCGAAGUCCAACUGUGUACAGAGCCAAUAAGGAAACCGGGAAGAACACUUUCAAUCUACAGGGAUCCACGGAUGCCAAAUCUGCCUCCUAACCCCACCCCCCAACCCCGACUAACUUUUGGGCGGAAGUGAACUGAGAAGCGGCCCGCACAGGGCCGGAAGUGGAAGAGCAGGGCGGAACUGAAGGAGGAAGCGGCCUCCAGGGAGCUGGUGUAGUUUUUCUUCCCGGUGGGCGCCUUCGGCCGCUGGGAGGGGCGAUGUAGUGUGUGCACAAUGGGCUCCGGUCGUAUUGAGAAGGAUCUCUGACCGCCAGCGUCCUCGACAGGGGGUCCCCGGACUCCUGCUUCCUCCCGGAAGCCUCAGGCCCCUUCCGUAGCCUGGAGAUAAUCCCGAGCUCUCGCACUUCACAGCUCUGGAGAUGCUUUUUGUUCUCCCACAGUGAGGCGGAGCGGACAGAGCUACUGUUAGCUGGCCGGUGGAGGCCAGGGACGCAAUUUUGGGUCCUGUCAAGCAAGGCGCAAGCAGUGCAAAUUAGCAGUAGUGCUGGGGGUGGAAAUCCUUCAGCUCUGUGAAGUUCAAUCCUGUCACUUUUAGGCCCUCUAAGCGACAAGGCAUGGAGUCACUGGAAGAACGCUCUCCAGUCAAAUAAGUUGCGCAAUUAAAUAGACACAUCAUUUCAUCUUCUGCCUGCUCUUUUGAGCUUGUGCCUGCAUAGAGAUCAGUUAAAAAAAAAAUCAUUCAAACAGAUUUGUGUUGAAAACUCAGUGUGGGGUUGAAAACGCCUCAGUGAACACCUGCCUUCAUUAAUCCAUGAAUUUCAUGUAACCAGAUGAAUAUGAAGCAAUGGAGUUCCAGCCGACCCUGCAGUAUGGAACUUCUAUAGGGCUUUUCUUUUGCUUGUAACAGGUUGUAACUCUAAGGAUGUAACCACUUAAGAAUGAAGGUUAUCUGAAGAAGCUGUAUCAGUGUUUGAUGGGUUUAUAUUCAAGGGAUGGAUACUAAGGUCCCUCGGAUCAAGAAGAGUCAUGAGGCUUGACAGCAAGCGCCUUUACCUGCUAAGCUAUCUCCGCAGGACCGCUACAACCUGCCAUGCAGGAUAAAGGCCCAGUGUGGGAUGUGCGUGUUGAAAGAAGGCUAAGAUGGACAAGCUGAAAAAGGCUGGCCUUCAACACCCCUGGGAAGGAGCGUGGCUGUGGAGACUUCCUAUCUUCUGUUGAUCCCAGCGUGCUGCCCUUGGAGUCUGUGGGAGGUCAAGGUCUAUCUGACCCAUCUACUGUACUGUGUUCAGGAGCUCUAGUGCUGCAGUCGGGAUGGCAUCGGCUGCUGUUCCUCUGACCCAUGUUCAGUCUUCUCUGUACCCACUCUCUCCCAAGAAAGGACACACAGGGAAAGAAGGGCUGGCCAAUGAGUUCUUGACAAACUUGAUACAGGAGCUGGUGUCCUUCGAAGAUGUGACUGUGCAGUUCACAGAGGAGGAGUGGGCUUUGCUGGAUCCUUUACAAAGAACUCUGUACAGGAAGGUAAUGCUGGAAAACUGGAAGAACCUGGUUUCACUUGGGCAUCACCUUGAUAAACCAAAUCUGAUAUCCCAAUUGGAGCAAGAAGACAAGGCUAUAAUAGAGGAUAGAGGAAGUAUUCCUGGCAUUUGUUCAGAUUUGGAGACUGUGCUUAAAGCCAAAUGGCUAACUCCUAAGGAGCAUGUCUUUAGCAAAGAAGAUGCUAACGGUGGGAAAACAGUCAAAUUGGAGGAAAGAGAUCAUCAUGGAAUGAAAAUCAAUGAAUGCAAUCAGUGUUUUAAAGUCUUCAGCACGAAAUCUAACCUUACUCAGCACAAGAGAAUUCAUACUGGAGAAAAACCCUAUGACUGUAGUCAGUGUGGAAAAUCCUUCCGCAGUAAAUCCUAUCUUACUGUUCACAGAAGAAUCCAUAAUGGGGAAAAACCGUUUGAAUGCAAUCACUGCGGAAAAGCAUUUAGUGAUCCCUCAUCCCUCAGACUUCACGUAAGAAUUCACACUGGGGAAAAGCCCUAUGAGUGUAACCAGUGUUUUCAUGUCUUUCGUACCAGCUGUAACCUCAAAAGCCACAAGAGAAUUCACACAGGGGGUGAGAAUCACCAUGAAUGUACUCAGUGUGGAAAGGCCUUCAGUACAAGGUCCUCUCUCACUGGACAUAAUAGCAUUCAUACUGGAGAAAAGCCCUUUGAGUGCCAGGAUUGUGGGAAAACCUUCAGGAAGAGCUCAUAUCUAACCCAGCACUUAAGAACUCACACUGGAGAGAAGCCCUAUGAAUGUAGUGAGUGUGGGAAGUGCUUCAGCAGUAGCUUCUCUCUAACUGUACACAAGAGAAUACAUACCGGAGAAAAGCCAUAUGAAUGCAGUCACUGUGGGAAAGCUUUUAAUAAUCUCUCAGCUGUGAAGAAGCACUUGAUGACUCAUACUGGGCAAAAACCCUAUGGAUGUAGCCAUUGUGGAAAAUCUUUCACCAGUAACUCCUACCUCUCUGUGCACAAAAGAGUACAUAACAGGUGGAUAUGAAUUGUUGUGAUGAGAAAUGACUGAGAGAAAGCUUUGUUGAUCUAAGAUAACUUGAGAGAAUUUACAUCAGGUGUACAUGUUAUCUAUUGGUAUGUAAUAUAUUCUCACCCAAAUGUUGUAGCUUUAAAGAAAUACCUCACACUUUAUAUGUCAGGAAUAUGAGGACACCUUAGUUGUGUACUUCUUCCUCAGGACUUCUCAUGAGCUUACGUUGAGGACAUCAAACAGAGCUGCAUCUUCUAAAGUUGUCAUUGAAGGAGCUACUUCUAGGAUGGCUCACUCUCACAUGCCUAGGAAUUUACUGCUGGUUCACUGACUUACCAUGUAGGCCUCUCCGCAUGAUUACAUAUCUUUAUAAUAUGGCAAAAGGACAGUCCCUCCCCCAAGUGUUCCAAGAGAAGCCAAUUAAAAAAUGAAGUAUAACCUGGCCUCCAAAAGGUAUAUUUUUACUUCUUCCCUAUUGUAUUCAUCGAACACAGACCAGCCUUGAUACAGUGUGGGAGAAAACUACAGAAUAUUUGAGGGUCAGGACACAGCUCUCUGAGAACCAUCUGAGAAACUUGCCAUGAAAUUAAUGAAGUUUUCAGUAGACCUUAAUCCUUUUAAACAGUGUGAAAUGACAUUUGGUAAAUUGUUAAAUCUUUCUGCAAAGAUGCCUGUGUAAUAAAGCUUUUUAGUUCACUUAUCAUAAUGUGUCCCAAAGAUGAUGUGCUGGAAAAAACCUGGUAAGUAGAAUCAUGGUCAUGUGGUAAUGGUCUUCAGUGAUGUCAGUUAGUCCUUACGGUCUUUCUUGUGGGAAAUCACACCAUUGAAAAACAAAAGAAAUUCAGAAAACUGUACAGCAAAGUGUUCACAUUACUGACCACAGAUAAUGAGGUGCUCUGCUGUGACAGUGGGAAAUCUUCGACUCUUUUCCUUUCUUAAAGGGGUAUGAAAAUGACUUCUGAUGAGCCCCCUUGAGUAUCAUAGGCAUUGGCAAGCCUUUGAGGAUUCCUGUGAUGUAGGGAAAAAAUGGCAAUGAUUCUUCUAAGCACAUAAAUUAGAGGGACACCUUAGGAAAGUGAAGUAAUACAUGUCAGGAUGCUUCAGCAUCAACUGUCUGCUGAGUAACUAUAAUCAUUUAUACAGGAAAUGAAAUGAAUGAGUGUGGGGAUACUUCUACCAGUAGGUAGUAUCUGUCAGUUCAGUUACCAGCUUAUUAAUUUUCAAUCUUUGUUUUAUAAAUGUGUAUGUUUAUAUGUAUAACCCCACCCCCAAAAACAGCCCUUUACUUUUCCAAAAUUUCAGUGUAGUGUAUUUAUAGCUUGUCUUUGGAAGGGCUGGGUGUGGUGGCACACACUAGUAACCCUAGCACUCAGGAGGCGGACAAGGUAGAUUGUGAAUCUGAUGCAAGCUGGAACUGGCCGACAUAGUAUUUUUGUCAGAGUAUAGGACAUUUUUUUUUUUUGGACCUGAGUAUCGAACCCAGGG